CGCCACAGGCACCAUGGUGCAGAAGUCGCGCAACGGCGGCGUGUACCCCGGCGCUAGCGGGGAGAAGAAGCUCAAAGUGGGCUUCGUGGGGCUGGACCCCGGCGCGCCCGACUCCACUCGUGAUGGCGCGCUGCUCAUCGCCGGCUCCGAGGCCCCCAAGCGCGGUAGCGUCCUGAGCAAGCCCCGCGCGAGCGGCGCGGGAGCCGGGAAGCCCCCGAAGCGCAAUGCCUUCUACCGCAAGCUGCAGAAUUUCCUCUACAACGUGCUGGAGCGGCCCCGCGGCUGGGCGUUCAUCUACCACGCCUACGUGUUCCUUCUGGUUUUCUCCUGCCUUGUGCUGUCUGUGUUUUCUACCAUCAAGGAGUAUGAGAAGAGCUCAGAGGGGGCCCUCUACAUUUUGGAAAUUGUGACCAUCGUGGUGUUUGGUGUGGAAUACUUUGUGCGGAUCUGGGCUGCAGGCUGCUGUUGCCGGUACCGAGGCUGGAGGGGCCGGCUCAAGUUUGCAAGGAAGCCAUUCUGUGUGAUUGACAUAAUGGUGCUAAUCGCUUCCAUUGCUGUGCUGGCUGCUGGCUCCCAGGGCAAUGUCUUCGCCACAUCUGCGCUCCGGAGCCUGCGUUUCUUGCAAAUCCUGAGAAUGAUACGCAUGGACCGAAGGGGUGGCACCUGGAAGCUCCUGGGCUCAGUGGUCUAUGCCCACAGCAAGGAGCUGGUGACUGCCUGGUACAUAGGCUUCCUUUGCCUCAUCUUGGCCUCUUUUCUGGUGUACUUGGCGGAGAAGGGAGAGAAUGACCAUUUUGACACCUACGCAGACGCGCUCUGGUGGGGCCUGAUCACUCUGACUACCAUUGGCUAUGGGGACAAAUACCCUCAGACCUGGAACGGGAGGCUGUUGGCAGCGACCUUCACCCUCAUCGGUGUCUCAUUCUUUGCUCUUCCUGCGGGCAUUUUGGGGUCUGGCUUUGCCCUGAAAGUCCAAGAGCAGCACCGGCAGAAGCACUUUGAGAAGCGGCGGAACCCUGCGGCGGGCCUGAUCCAGUCUGCCUGGAGAUUCUAUGCCACCAACCUCUCACGGACUGACCUGCACUCCACGUGGCAGUAUUAUGAACGCACCGUCACCGUCCCCAUGUACAGCUCGCAAACUCAAACCUAUGGGGCCUCCAGACUCAUCCCGCCUCUCAACCAGCUGGAGCUGCUGAGGAACCUCAAGAGCAAAUCUGGACUCACCUUCAGGAAGGAGCCACAGCCGGAGCCAUCACCAAGUAAAGGCAGACCUUGCCGAGGGUGCCUGUGUGGAUGCUGCCCCGGACACUCUAGUCAGAAGGUCAGUUUGAAAGAUCGUGUCUUCUCCAGCCCCCGAGGCGUGGCUGCCAAGGGGAAGGGGUCACCCCAGGCCCAGACGGUCCGGCGGUCUCCCAGCGCUGACCAGAGUCUCGAGGACAGCCCAAGCAAGGUGCCCAAGAGCUGGAGCUUCGGGGAUCGUAGCCGGGCACGCCAAGCUUUCCGUAUCAAGGGUGCAGCAUCCAGGCAGAACUCAGAAGAAGCAAGCCUCCCAGGGGAGGACAUCGUGGAGGACAACAAGAGCUGUAACUGCGAGUUUGUGACUGAGGAUCUGACGCCUGGCCUCAAAGUCAGCAUCAGGGCCGUGUGUGUUAUGAGGUUUCUGGUGUCGAAGCGGAAGUUUAAGGAGAGUCUGCGACCAUAUGAUGUAAUGGAUGUCAUUGAGCAAUACUCAGCUGGACAUUUGGAUAUGCUGUCCCGCAUCAAGAGCCUGCAAUCAAGGAUAGAUAUGAUUGUGGGCCCCCCACCCCCUUCAACUCCCCGGCACAAGAAGUACCCCACCAAAGGACCCACGGCCCCUUCGAGAGAUUCACCCCAGUACUCACCUAGAGUGGACCAGAUCGUGGGGCGAGGCCCAACAAUAGCAGACAAGGACCGCACCAAAGGCCCAGCAGAGGCGGAGCUGCCCGAGGACCCCAGCAUGAUGGGCCGGCUCGGGAAGGUGGAGAAGCAGGUCUUGUCCAUGGAAAAGAAGCUGGACUUCCUGGUGAGCAUCUACACACAACGUAUGGGCAUUCCACCGGCAGAGACAGAGGCCUAUUUUGGGGCCAAGGAGCCUGAGCCAGCACCGCCCUAUCAUAGCCCAGAGGACAGCCGUGAGCAUGGGGACAAACAUGGCUGCAUCAUCAAGAUUGUCCGCUCUACCAGCUCCACUGGCCAGAGGAACUACGCUGCACCCCCAGCUGUGCCCCCCACCCAGUGCCCUCCAUCCACCUCAUGGCAGCCACAGGGCCACCAGCGCCAUGGCACCUCCCCUGUGGGGGACCACGGCUCGCUAGUGCGCAUCCCUCCACCCCCUGCGCAUGAGCGGUCAUUGUCUGCUUACAGUGGGGGCCACCGGGCCAGCACUGAGUUUCUGAGGCUGGAGGGCACCCCAGCCUGCAGGCCCCCUGAAGGUGCCCUUCGGGACAGUGACACGUCCAUUUCCAUCCCGUCUGUGGACCACGAAGAGCUGGAACGCUCUUUUAGUGGCUUUAGCAUAUCCCAGUCCAAGGAGAACCUGGAUGCCCUGGGCAGCUGUUAUGCAGCUGUGGCGCCAUGUGCCAAGGUCAGGCCCUACAUAGCGGAGGGUGAAUCAGACACAGACUCAGACCUGUGCACACCAUGUGGGCCCCCACCACGCUCUGCCACUGGUGAUGGCCCCUUUGGGGAUGUGGGCUGGGCUGGGCCCAGGAAAUGAGGCCAAGCUGGGCUUCUGGGCCCUGUGCCUCAUCCCACUCUGGCUCCUAAUUUAGGGAUGGAGUCCUCAAGCCUUUCCAUAGCGUGACAGUGACAGAAUGAUGUGGGCUGUGGGGUUGCCAUGGGGUCUGAUUCUCAGGAUCCAUGUGGGAUGGCUAGCAGGCAGGGCUCCUUGGCUCACACAGUGAUGUCUUUUCUAACAAAGGGCAGGAGGUUGGGGUGGGCCAUGGAAGUCCCAGGAACUCCCUGUGGCCGCAAAGCCAGUCCUGCCCAGUUCCAGACCAACGUUGCCCUGUGUGUGAGGGGGCAGAGUGAUGAUGCCACAGGCAAGUGGGGGUAUGGCUAGGAGAGGCCCAAGGGAGGUGGUGGUGAGGCAGAUCUACCAACUGCCAAUGACUGGCCUUGAGGCUUGUGGGUCUUCCAACUUGAGCUCUCAGUUCAGGAGUGUGUGGCAGGCCACUGAACAUGGCCUAUCUUCCCAUUUGGCAGUCUGUCCUUUGGUUCCUGACUGCUCUAGUGAGAUGUCAGCCCUAGGUACCCUGCUGCAGGCCAGCAUCUCCCUCCGCUUUGGGUUCUGUGGGUCUUUCUAUGGGAGCCACCCCAAGGUCAGGACCCCUUCCCUGGAGCUAAGGAAGGAGUAAAGUCUCAGAGACCAAACCAGAACCUAGGUGUGUCCCUUGGACCCUGCUGGCCUCAGCUUCUCAUGGGAGGGUCUGGCACUCAGCCUCUUCUGAAAGGGGGUCCCCCAGAUGCCUUGGCCCUGAUACCUCAGCCUAGGAGGUCUAGGUGGGCAUCCUGUGGUCUCUCAUCUCUCCUGAUGUGGUGCUGGUCUCCAGGAUACCCAGCACUUCAAGAGAGCCACCUGGUAACCAGGGCUGUACUCUGGCUACUGCCCAGCCAUGUCCAGACCCAGGCAGGGCUGGAGGACAUGACACCAGCCAUGAAAUCACUUCAAAUGGCUGACUCAGCCCACUUGAGAUGGCUACCUUGCUUGGAUGAGAUGGUCCUUCCUAUGGGAGCUAGCCAUUCUCAACCAUUUCUUCUCCCUUUGGCUGUGGCCUCUGGGUGACUUGGGAGUUGGGAACACCUAUGGGUUGUAGUGCUCAGGGACCUGUAUCCCUUCUUGCUGGGCAUCUUGGACCAAUAGACAGCCAGGUUUAGAGGAAGUCCCAAGCCCAGGCACUGAGAGGUUGUGGCCCUUCAGCAUCUGGCCUGGAGGUGUCUGGUACUUGAGUGACAACAUUGGAAGGUGGGGCCUCUGGGCUUUCUCAAGCAGAGCCUUCCUUGGUGUGUGCACUAAGUCUGGACUUGCUGAGUACAAACACCCUAGGUCUUGUGCUCAAGAAGAGCCCUUCCAACUUCUGUCUCUCAUAUGAAGCGUGUUUUGUAUUGGAGCCAGAAGUAUCCUGGGGCCUGUGGUCAGUGGUAGUCAUCCUGACCACUGGAGAGAACUUGAGGUCACAUGCCCCUGGAUUUCUGGGACCCAGGCACUUGGAGACCUAUGUUUGCUAUAACUGUGGCAAACCUGUACCUGCUCUCCAUGCAGUAAUGUUAGGACCCUCCCCUGAGUUGCCUCUGCCAGGCUGCUAGUUAGGAGUCUGCCCACAUUUAUCCCAAUGUGUGCAUGUUCUUUAGUUCUCAAGAGAAAUGUCCCUUCCUGUGUUGGCAUGGCAUGGGGCAUGGGCAAGGCAAGAAGAAUGGCCUCCCCCUUACUAUCCCUUUAUUGGGAAGAUACAAUGGGGGUUGAAGCCCCCCUUGCCCUCCAUGGUGGUCAGAGAGGUUCCAGCUGUGUACAGUGGACAGGCAAUGUCUGAUACAUCAGGCCACAGCUAUCUCAGCUCCAAAGCUGAUGGGAGGUAGGUUGUACCUGUCUCUGUGCUGGACAAGCUGUGUGCCCAACAUCAGAUGUGUAGCCCAUGUGCCCUGUCCCUAAGGUUGCCAAGACUUCAAAAGCUUGGACUUCCCUGACCUGGGGUUGAGAAUAUUAGACAAGUAGCCCCCACUUUCCUUGAACUCUGGCUGCCCAGCAUCCAGCAAGAGACCUUUCUUAGGUUAUAACUAGAUUGAGAAUGAGAACCCCAUGGCCCAUUCUACAUUCGAGGAGCCUGCAGGCCUCAGGGGGGAUGACAUGGGAACACUGAUUUGGAAGAUAAUGGAGCCCCCUCUUUGGGGCCUCCAGGAUCCAGGCCUGAGUAGCUCAACUGUCCACUGCCUUAGAGUCCCCACCCCAGGAAAGCAAAAUGGGAAGGGUGCUGGAGGCUCCUGAGAGGAAUUCGCACUUUUUGGGGUGUUUGUGGCCAAAUGUGGUUGAAGACCAAUGGCUGCCCCCUGGUAAAAGUUUCCUUUUGUUUCAGCACCCCAAUAUGAGCACCAGUGCAAAUGGGCACAUGUGCACACACACAUGACACAGAAGCUCAGACCACACUCAUUUACACACAGGUACCCAUACACAAGCACAUACAUGGCAGGUGCACUUCUAGCCCAGUGCUUACACACAUGUAGAAUGCAUACACAAGGUCACACACUCAGACUGGCAGACCACACAUGGCAGGUACACUAUCACAGACCACCUCCACACAUAGUAGGUUACCUGCAUGUUCACAUGUAGGUGCACAUAUGUGCACAAACUACCUGCAUGCACAUACUGACAUACCUGCACACACAGGCUCACAUGUAUACAUAUCAUGUUUUCACCUUGGCUGUCCCAUCUCUGAUCUUUUUCUCUUUGCUUUUUCUGAUAGAAGCUGCCUGAGGAGGAAACCACAAGGAAUUAGUAACUAUACAGAUGGUUCUGUAAUGUUGACCACUGACUUGGGUGGGGGUUUUGACUGUCCAGUACUCUUGGGCAACAGUGAUACAGGGUCCAACUGGAGUCCAUCAAGUUUCCACAAUGCCCUCUCCCUCCAUUGUCUGGUGGCAGUCCCAAGCCUGGGGCUCAAAAAUGCCAAAAAAAAAAAAAAAAAAGCUGAGAGGUCCAGUGUUUGCUGGGGGUCCAGAUCUGUCCUUGCAUUGGACUAGCAUUAUGUACUGGCCAGCUCCUGAUUCCCUUUUACAUAUGUGUCUGCCUAAUCACAUUAGCCUGUCCCCCAAGCAGGCAUUGUCUCACCACCACUGGCAUUUCUAUCCCCUUAAAUUUCAGCUCCCAGAAAGUGCACACCUGUCUACCAUGACUGGAACACCUGUGGGGAGAAGGCCCACUCUUCCUCACACAUGACCUGGGCAGGGCAAGCACUUAUGCAAGGGCUAGCUGACCCUUAGCAACACCUUUGACAUUUGGGAGGUCCUCAUCUAAUAACCACUUGGAAAUUGAGGAGUCGCUGGAAACUGUACACAAGCCUAGCUAGAGCGGUGCCCUUGACUGUUGCAAGUCUAAUCACCCUUGGUCACUACAUAGGGCAGUCAUGGCCAGGGCCACCCAUACCUUUAAUGUACUUAUUUAGGGUUGUUUUCUCCCCAUGAGCUGGUGGCCUCAGAUUCAGGGUGUUGGUAUUGAGGAGGUACACCCUGCCUUCUGCUACCCCUACUGGGUUUGCCCCACAUCAGGGACACUGAAAAACAUCCCUAUUUGUGGAAAGGACUGGAUCCUGAGAUGUCUACAGACCCUUCCUCAGAGUUGAGAGGAACCAGGGGCUGGGAAUUCAUUUGGAACUGCUUGGUAUAUAUCCGUGCCUGCUCACUUAUACAUUGCACACAGUGGAGGCCACUGCACCUGCCUGAGGCUCACACUGCAAGAUCAAUAGGACCAGAUGACAUUUGAGCCACCUUCUGAGGUCACAAACCCCUGAGACAAAUGUGAGAGGCAUGGUUUGGACAGAGCAGCCCAUUGUGGGGAGAAUUGGAGGUGUCCAGGGUAACUUGAAUCCCAGCAGGGCAGGCUAAGGUUACAUUGGGAGCUCUGCAUGGUACCCACAGAGCCCUGGCAUGCAUUGAUGGGAUCAGAUGCUCACUGUGGUCAUCACUGCCCUCAACCAUGGGGUGGGCAGGCUUCUCUCUGCCAUCUACUUCAAAUAUCCCAGGCUACCUACUUGUCCUUUCUGGUGUGGGCUGUGGGACAGAGGCUGGGAAGAGUUUGCAGACAGAAUGCCACCAGGGCAUUUGCAUGGCUGUCUCCGGCUCCUCCUAUGCCCAGCUCAGCUAAGGCAGAGAGGCGAGUAGGCAUACUGCUUGAAGGAGUCAGCGUGAUGGCAAUGAAGGCUUCAGGGGAGACUCUGGCUUCUCUUCCUCCCCAGCAUGUGCCUGUCACACACCCCAAGGGGCCCAGUAUCCUCUUGUGAAUGAACAGGGUGCCAUAGUUUCCUGAAUCUUACUAUCUUGUGAAGUGGGGCUGGUAGUAGGCCUCUGAAGAAGGGAUUUGGAGGAGGUCAUAGGGAAUAAGGUGAAGAGAAUGGGGUGCUGUGUGGGAGGGAGACCUGCCAAUGUCUAGAGGUGUCUGGGGGUCAGGCUUGUUCACAGACCCUUUGUCUUCGAUGCUCACCUUGGUGCACUGAUUGAUGGAAGAUGUUGGGUGUGGCCCAUGGGCUGCCCUGAAGUUCCCCUGAAGUCUGAUCAUCAGAGGAAGGAUGAUGCCCAAACUCUUGAGAUCCUGGGGCUCCUGGGCAGGGAGUGCACGUCGCUAAACCGCACAUCUAACCGGGAGUGGUUUUACAAAGUUAUUGCCUUAAUGCAUGUUGAGGGAAAUGUACCCAGGUCACCUCUGCCCUGGGCCCUCUGCCAGACAUAGACACCCCAGACUCCACGUCCAGGUCUGGUGCUGGAGAGUAGUGCUGGCAGUAGGGGCUGCCACCAGCCAUCCCACACAGAGCGGCUCAACGCUGUCUCCCCUCAGUGCUGUCCGCCUGCCUGGGAUGGCUCUGCACACACGCAACCUACGUCCCGGCCUGCAGCUGUCCAUCGCGGUCUUGUCCCUCGGCUGCAGCUUCCCCAUCUGCGCUGUUGCCUUUGGCUGUCUUUGCACUUUUGUUCAUGCUCCAAAGAAUAUUUCAUAAUGCCUUCGUAUCAACGUGCACCCUGACCAUUUUAUAUGUGCCCUUGGGCCACGGCUACCGGUCUUCUGGCCAGCAUGCCGUCACCUGCACACUUUGUUCUUGACUGCGCCUGUCUUCUAGGGAUAGACGCCCAGGUAAUGAACUCUAGUUUUCUAAUGGUUAGCUGAUUCACACGACACGGCUGAUGCUUGUGCAGCACCAGCGGGCUGGCGUGGGUUUGCGGGGGCUUUGGGUGCAGAACCCCACAGCAGGGACAUACAUGGAUAGUUCUGGAAAUUUCUGCUGCCACGGGGCUGAGUUCGGAUGCCCAGUGGACCUGUGCACUUAGUAAAACGCAGUGAUUCAA
Jaculus jaculus (lesser Egyptian jerboa) is the source of this 8067-nucleotide messenger RNA. It is a transcript of the gene Kcnq2, whose product is annotated as potassium voltage-gated channel subfamily Q member 2. The coding region runs from base 14 to 2737 and encodes 907 amino acids. The record is from RefSeq and is a predicted model, not a curated record. Lineage: Eukaryota; Metazoa; Chordata; Mammalia; Rodentia; Dipodidae. Gene Ontology annotation, biological process: potassium ion transport; transmembrane transport. Gene Ontology annotation, molecular function: voltage-gated potassium channel activity. Gene Ontology annotation, cellular component: membrane. The transcript is spliced from 18 exons.